UUAUCGCGAGAUCGACUGGAGGAGCUGGUGGGUACAUUACAAACAUAGAUUGUAUAAACCCCAGGACUGUGGCCCCACUAUCCACCACUCAGGUACAAGAAUACACAAAUUGAAACGACUAAUCACAUACUAUAAGGAAAUGUUUACGAGGGUCCGCUCUGUUGUUGUUGUUAUUAUCAAACAAAACACCCCCUGUGAAUCGGGAAAACAUGUUACCAUGGUAACCAAGGGCAUCACAUUCACAACACGAGAGGAUUCUAGCAGCGAAACUGCGAGACUGAUUUUUCCCCCAAAUAUACUAAUCUGAGGGUUAUACGAAGCUGAGAAAAUGUACAAAGUGGAUUUGCCCAUAGACCAGUCCAUAGAAAAGGCUGUGCAAAGGAGAAGGUCUGCAGAGACAGCACGCAAGGCCCGAGUGUUCAACACAAGGCUCCGUGUUAUGGGCCUCGAUACUGAUGCUCUCAACCAACAGGUCCAAGAGAAAAAACACCAGCAGAACAUGGAGAUGCAAAGAGACCAAGCUUUUGAGAAGCUAAGGAUCUGUCACGAUGAAGCACUGGUGCAACAAAAAACUGGUGAGGAAGAGAAGCGAGCAGCUUUACACACCGACCUGACCCAGUAUUGGGCCACUCAUCAGCGUGUGGAGGACUCUUGUGAUGCUGACCUCAAGUGUGGCCUGAAGGGGGCGUUCAGGAUCACCAUUCCAGAGAGUGAGCUGGGGCCGGCCAGUAUGCAAAUUUUUCAGGGCGAGGAUGUGGGACGGGAGCAAAGGAGGAGGGAACAGAUAAGAAAGGCAGAAGAAGACCUGAGAGCACAGAAGGAAGAACAUGAGAGGAGGCGUAUGCGUGACAAGCAACGAGAGACGCUUGUGAGCAAAGAGCUGGUGUAUCAGGACCUCAUGGGGGUUCAGCUGUACACACAGGAGGAGGAGUGUAAGAAAGCUGCCCGUGUUGCCCUCGACAACUGCAAUCAAGCUCUGGCUGUAGACCGGGCACAGAACCUGGAGGAACAGCACAGGAGAGAGGAGAGGGAGAAUGUGGCUGAAGUGUGGCACACAUUGACAUCAGACAUGAUGACAGAGUGUCCAGAGGCAGCCGUGAGACAGGUGGGAGAGGGGAGGCCACCCCAGGUUCUGGUAGACAAGUGGAAGGGGAUGAGACCUGAGCAGCUGAGUGCCAUCCACAGAGGGAGAGAAGAACAGCGUGUUGAAAAACAGAGACAGUAUGAAGCUGAGAAGGCUCAGAAUGCAGCGUGGGAGUGCCGGCUCCUAAAGCAGUUGAGAGAAGUGGAGGAGGAGGAGAAGAGAGCGGCAGAGCUGAGGAGAGAGAAGAGACUUCAGACAGACCUCUACAACAUGCAGCUGGCCAGGGAACAGCAGGCACAUCAGGAUUACCUGAACAAGCAGCUGUACACCAACAAACCCAGCAAGGACUACUUCCAUCAGUUCAACACCAGCUCCCGCUGACUACUGAUCGCUUCACAGGCUUGUAACAAUGUGCUAAUAAAAUCUAUUUCUUGCUCCACUCAA
Molecule: messenger RNA, 1528 nt
Organism: Notolabrus celidotus (New Zealand spotty)
Lineage: Eukaryota; Metazoa; Chordata; Actinopteri; Labriformes; Labridae
Gene: ribc1
Product: RIB43A domain with coiled-coils 1
Exons: 8
Coding region: 329-1465 (378 amino acids)
Source: RefSeq, a predicted model, not a curated record